CCUAUGUGCCACUAUGACAAAAAUCUGAUGCUCCGAUAUCCACGCGGUCAAACAUCCACUCAUACCGCUUUCGAAGAAAUCCACACCUCAGAUCCAUUAUUGAACAUGAGCAUGCACUUGCAUAAGUAAGGCUAGGUCUCACAAGUCUAUGGGAUGAACUCAUAAGCUCACUGUGGUUUCACCCGUCCAGGUCCAGAUGGAUGCCAACAUCACACCCAUCAACGUUCUCGUGGCUUGACAAUGUUGAGCAACUCGGAAGCACAAGCUUGACCAACGAUGGGUUACACUAUAGAACUUUAGGACGUGCAUCCAGCGAUCAAGAUUCAACGACUUCAACCCUGCACUCUUGUCUUAAGUUACUUGACCAGCACUGUGACAGGCUUAACAAUACUUACAAGGAAAUUCUCGAGAUUCGCACCCACAUUGCAGAAAUUCUUGCUAGCUCCCAGUCGGAAGUAGCCAUGGGGAAUGUGGGUGCAUGGGACAGCAGCGUUGACCAAUCAUCGGCACAGUAUGCAUCUCUUUCGCAACCAUCUGUCGGGGUCAUUAGUACCCUGCCAGAGGGAACAGGUCCUCCUGUCCACCAAUUUUCUCAAGAACCAUUACUUCCCGGUGCCUCCAGUUCUGUCAGCCAUGAGCUUGGUACACAGUCAUCCUUACCUGAAGAUGACACGUGCUCUGAGGAACAGACGUUAUCUGGCCCUUUAGUCAGACGCCACCAACGACUGUAUCUCCCAGUUGUACAGGAUGGCGAGGAUAAGGUGAAAUGCAUGUGGUCAGGGUGUUCAAGUGUUAUCAAGAAAGAUAGCUACACUCGCCAUGUGAGCGAGGUUCAUAAACGUCGGUUUAAGGCUGUCUGCACUACCUGUAGAAAGGAGUUCCUGCGUCCAUAUAUGAAGAAGACUCAUAUCUGUCCUCGUCGAUUUUCCAAACGUAGCAGUUCCUAGACCAAGGAAGCUCCCCACAAGGCGUCUAGUAUAUCACAUUUAUUGUAAUAUCGUUCGUAUAAUCACCGACGUCGUCAUCCACCCUAUUCGUUUUUUAAAAGCAAUUUAAUGUUCAAUUUUCCAGUGUUCA
Messenger RNA from Suillus fuscotomentosus, 1077 nucleotides. RefSeq lists its product as uncharacterized. NCBI's taxonomy places the organism in Eukaryota, Fungi, Basidiomycota, Agaricomycetes, Boletales, Suillaceae. The record is from RefSeq and is a predicted model, not a curated record. Bases 201 to 947 code for a protein of 248 amino acids. The transcript is spliced from 2 exons.